Cylicocyclus nassatus is the source of this 546-nucleotide messenger RNA. The record is from the annotation of a GenBank genome assembly. NCBI's taxonomy places the organism in Eukaryota, Metazoa, Nematoda, Chromadorea, Rhabditida, Strongylidae.
AUGGUUCAUUUUGAACUAUUAAUGCAAAUGUUUGAACCACUCGUUCUAUUUUUAUUGGCUUUUCUGCCCAUUACAACCUCUGUGAAAUGUCAGCACUAUUCACCAUUAACACAUCCGAAUAAGCAACUCGUUCACAGCUUCUACUGUGCUUUCACAAUGACGGAAAAUUGCGAGAACGGAGAUUAUAUGGAGGGUCCUCCGUGGAACCUUAACAGGGAAGGGGACAAGUGUUUUAUUCAGUCGAAUAUGCUUGCAUGUUCUUGUUCCAAAAGUGACUUCUGUUCAACCGACCACAAAUAUAUUUGGAAGCUCUGGAGAAAAUCUUCUGCCUUCAAGAAGGAUAGCUUAUUCACCGAAUGUUUAAGAAAUCUUGCAAAAAUAGAUGAUGAUGAAGAUGACCUUAGUGAAACGAUCUCUCUCGAUCGUGUAGAAAAAGUAUCAGGAGAACGAGACAACGGUGACUACGAUUACACUAUGACAUUAAGAAGCUCAAACUAUAAAUACACUUACAUCGUGUUUUUUGUUGUGGCUUUAACUAUCACCUGA